AUGAGAGCGGCCCUCCUGUUUUUGAGACUGAUGUGCUUGGCCUGGCUGUGGCCUGUCACCCAGCUCAGCAGCAGACAAUUCCCGAUCAAGAGGAGAAAUAAGGAACUGAAUGUUGGAGAGAAGACUAAACAAAAGUAUGGAGGUAGGGUGACUCUUAAGAUGAAAAAGCUGGACAGCACUAAGUCUCUUCUAAUUAAAUCUGAGCAACUGCUUCGGAUUGAAGACCAUGACUUUGCAAUGCGGCCGGGCUUUGGAGGUUCAGCUAUUCCUGUUGGCAUCGAUGUGCAGGUGGAGAGCAUUGACAGCAUAUCUGAAGUAAACAUGGACUUCACUAUGACUUUGUACCUGAGGCAUUACUGGCGGGAUGAUCGCCUGUCCUUCCCGUCCAGCAGCAACAAGAGUCGCACCUUUGACGCUCGGCUUGUGAAGAAGAUCUGGGUUCCUGACGUGUUUUUUGUCCACUCCAAACGCUCUUUUAUCCAUGAUACGACCAUGGAGAACAUUAUGCUCAGGGUUUAUCCUGAUGGCAACAUUCUCUACAGUGUCAGGAUCACCGUGACUGCACUUUGCUCAAUGGACUUCAGUAGUUUCCCUCUGGACACACAGAACUGCUCUCUGGAGCUGGAGAGCUAUGCUUACAGUGAGAAUGACCUCAUGCUCUAUUGGAAGAACGGGAACGAUUCAUUAAGGACUGACGAGAUUGUGCUCUCUCAGUUUUUUAUCGAAGACUUCCAGCCUUCCUUUGGGCUUGCCUUCUACAGCAGUACUGGUUGGUAUAAUCGACUCUACAUCAGUUUCAUUCUCAGGAGGCACAUCUUGUUCUUCAUGCUUCAGACAUACUUUCCCACCAUGCUGAUGGUGAUGCUGUCCUGGGUGUCUUUCUGGAUAGACAGGAGGGCUGUACCUGCCCGUGUCUCUCUCGGCAUCACCACGGUUCUGACAAUGUCCACCAUCAUCACCGGUGUCUCAGCCUCAAUGCCACAGGUGUCUUAUGUCAAAGCUGUAGACAUCUACCUGUGGGCGAGUUUCCUGUUUGUCUUUCUGUCUGUAAUCGAGUACGCUGCUGUCAACUAUUUCACCACAGUGGAGGAGAUGAAGAAGCUCAAGAGGACAAAGAUCCCUGCGUCCUUCAACGCCACUGAGUCUAUGGUUUUUGAUGGCUGUUACCACAACACUGACAUUGACCUGACUUCUUUCACAGAAGUCGCCAGCACCCCAAAUACAGAGAGGAACACCCAGUCACGAAACUCUACUGUCUCUGCACCCUUGGAAGGUACCAGGCUGCGACGCAAGCACUCUGUAAAACAAAACCUCAGCUUCAUAAUGAGCAACAGCUACAUGAUCGACUCCUACUCCAGAGCCAUGUUUCCUCUGGCUUAUCUGCUUUUCAACAUCAUUUACUGGAGUUUGUAUGCAUAG
This is a messenger RNA of Monopterus albus (swamp eel), 1419 nucleotides long. It is a transcript of the gene gabrr3a, whose product is annotated as gamma-aminobutyric acid type A receptor subunit rho3a. The record is from RefSeq and is a predicted model, not a curated record. Lineage: Eukaryota; Metazoa; Chordata; Actinopteri; Synbranchiformes; Synbranchidae. Gene Ontology annotation, biological process: monoatomic ion transmembrane transport. Bases 1 to 1419 code for a protein of 472 amino acids. Gene Ontology annotation, cellular component: membrane. The transcript is spliced from 9 exons. Gene Ontology annotation, molecular function: transmembrane signaling receptor activity; extracellular ligand-gated monoatomic ion channel activity.